AUGCCUGCAAAGAAAGUGCUUAUCGGUUUUGGCGUUGACGUCGACGCCGUGGCCGGCUGGCUAGGUUCCUAUGGAGGUGAAGACUCCCCAUUAGAUAUCUCGCGUGGAAUGUUUGCAGGCGAAGUCGGCACACCCCGAUUAUUGAAACUGUUCGAAAAAUAUUCCAUUCAGACGACUUGGUUCAUCCCUGGGCACAGUCUCGAAACAUUCCCCACGCAGAUGGCCGCCGUUCGAGAUGCAGGCCAUGAGAUAGGCCUUCAUGGGUACUCUCACGAAAACCCUAUUGCCAUGACCUACGAGCAGCAGCGGGAUAUUUUGGAGCAUACCUUUAAGUUAUUAACUGAUUUUAACCAUGGGGUUCCUCCGAAAGGAAGCGUUGCCCCUUGGUGGGAGAUUAGCAAGGAAGGGAAUGACCUGCUCUUAGAGAGGGGUAUCGAAUACGACCAUUCGGGAAUGGCACAUGAUUGCCAGGCCUAUUACAUGAGGGAUCAAGAUACCUGGACAAAAAUCGAUUACUCCAAGGAAGCUAGCACAUGGAUGAAGCCACUUCAGAAGGGGAACGAGACGGGGCUAGUCUGCAUCCCAGCGAAUUGGUCUCUUGAUGAUUUGCCACCAAUGAUGUUCAUCAAGUCAAGCCCAAACUCGCACGGCUGGGUAAACGCCAGAGAUGUUGAACAGCUGUGGAAAGAUAUGUUCACUUAUUAUUACCGGGAGGAAGAAGAGUUUGUCUUCCCGAUCACCAUUCAUCCCGAUGUCAGCGGGCGUCCUCAUGUGCUUCUCAUGCUGGAGCGCUUCAUCGAGUGGGUCAACACUCACGAGAACGUUCACUGGGUCCCUCUGAUCGAAAUGUCGAGGGACUUUCGGGCAAGGGCGCAGCCAUCCGUCGGGGCUAAGAUGCCUAAAGGGUUUUCUCAAGAGAUGUAG
Molecule: messenger RNA, 924 nt
Organism: Pleurotus ostreatus (oyster mushroom)
Lineage: Eukaryota; Fungi; Basidiomycota; Agaricomycetes; Agaricales; Pleurotaceae
Exons: 15
Coding region: 1-924 (307 amino acids)
Biological process (GO): carbohydrate metabolic process
Molecular function (GO): hydrolase activity, acting on carbon-nitrogen (but not peptide) bonds
Source: RefSeq, a predicted model, not a curated record